AUGGACAGUUUUCUUUUACUUCUAGCAACUUGCAGUUUGAUUCCAUCCAUAGAGAGUUUAACCUGUUAUAAGUGUUCAAGAGUAGAUGGUAUAACAGCUGAGCAGGCUAAUCUCAAUUGUCUAAUAAACUCAACUGAGGUCCUAUGUCAGAGUUCAUAUGAUAGGUGUUAUAGUUCUAUACAUGAUGCUAGUAAUACAAUAGAAAAAGGUUGUACAUCAAGUGCAAGAUGUAUAGAGAGUAAUAUAUGUUGUACCAAUAAUUUCUGUAAUGCUGGUUUUGCUACAGGUAUGCGGACAGGGUAUGGUAAACCAUGUGAAACUCAGUCAGAUUGUAUUCAAGAUACAGAAGACAUGGUUUGUAGUCAGGCAGUUGAAGAUUCGUCAUUAAAAUGUCAAUGUACAGAAAAGAGGCACAAUAAAGGUGCUAUUUGCAAACUCAAAAGUGAUGUGACAGAAUAUUGCGAUGGAGAUAACCAAUGUUUAUUAUAUAACUCAUUCUGUGAAGAUUCACGCUGUCGAUGUGCUGACCAGUUUUAUCCCAAUAAAACGGAAGAAUCGUGUUUACUGAAGCGACCACUAACAGACCCUUGUAGUAAAGAUAUGGAAUGUCGAGCUCAUAAUUCUAUGUGCCAUAGUGAAAUGUGUGUAUGUAAAUAUGGUUAUUAUGCUGGAAAAUAUGAAGAUCAUUGUUCAGGUUGUUCCAGAUUAGAAUGGUCUUUGUUGGUGAUUUGUCUGCAGUAUUUUAUAUAUGUGUUACAUUAG
Molecule: messenger RNA, 762 nt
Organism: Lottia gigantea (owl limpet)
Lineage: Eukaryota; Metazoa; Mollusca; Gastropoda; Lottiidae
Exons: 7
Coding region: 1-762 (253 amino acids)
Source: RefSeq, a predicted model, not a curated record